AAUGCCCGAAUUCUGUAAGCAGUCUCAAGUCACUAAUUGAGACUUUUCGUGGUGAAAUUUGAUUUUGAGACUAGUUGGUAUUCAGUAAGCAAUCUCACGUCAUUAGUCUCAAAAAAAAGUCACUAAUUAGUGAUCUACUUCUGAGCAGCUCACAAAACGAAAAAUAUGGAAGAGGAAUUAAUUAUUUUAUAUAUAUUGCAAAAAAAACGCGAAAAUGAAGCGAAGUAAUAUGUUUUGGGUAAAAAUUUCUUAAGAACACGAAUAAUUGUGUAUUUAUUGACGUUUUAGAAACAUGCGUAGACGGAUUCUGGCAAGUUUACGCAGCACGGAAGACCCAUUCCUUCUGGAAGAAGACGUUUUCAGGAGGUUUUUAAGAUUCCCGAAAUCCUUCUGCUGGGAACUUAUUCAAGAUCUCAAACCACUUGACAAGUUUGAGCGGAAUUCGAGAAUUCCAUUUGAACUUCGGUUUGUUUCAGUACUAUAUUUUCUGGCAAAUGGCUCCUACCAAAGCGUUAUUGGAAACUGCCACUUCUCGGCAAUGAGUCAACCAAGCGUGUCGAGAUGUAUUGAGCAAAUUUGCAAGAUGGUAGUGGAACACAAACACUUUGAAAUUAGUUUUCCCAAUGAGGCGGAGCAUUACAACAGCAUAAAGAGGGGUUUCCACAACAAAUUCGGAAUAAAAGGCGUCAUAGGUGCUAUUGACUGCACACAUAUUGCAAUACUUUCCCCGCAAUCUUUAAUUGCUGGAGUAGUACCUCAUGAGUAUAUGAAUCGCAAGGGAUACUACAGCAUUAAUGUUGAAGCCAUUUGCAACGACGAACUAAUUUUUCAAAACGUCAAUGCACGAUUCCCAGGAUCUUGUCAUGACGCCGGUAUAUGGACAACUUCGCCGGUGAGAAUCAAACUCAUCAGGGAACACAUUGUGGGGGCAUUUAAAUGGCUUUUAGGUGAUUCAGGUUAUCCUUUGGAGCCAUGGCUUCUAACGCCAAUAGCAACACCUUCUUCCGCUAGCGAAGAGAUUUUCAAUAAAACACAUAUAAAAGCAAGGAACACAAUUGAACGUGCCUUUGGAGUCCUGAAAUCACGAUUUCGGUGUCUAUCCAAAGAGCGCGUUCUUAGAUAUUCACACAAAAAUGCGGCAGCUAUCAUCUAUACAUGUGUAAUAUUCCACAAUAUGCUGCAAAAACGUGGCAUAUUCACUGAUGAGGCCAUGCCACCAGAAGACCCAUCGAAUGAUGAAGCUAGCGAACCAAUAAGGUCAACAGAAUAUUAUUCUGAAGGCAGAAGGGCGAGGCAAAAUUGCAUAAACGCACUUAUACUGUAA
This is a messenger RNA of Anastrepha obliqua, 1324 nucleotides long. Its product is annotated as putative nuclease HARBI1. Bases 293 to 1324 code for a protein of 343 amino acids. The transcript is spliced from 4 exons. The record is from RefSeq and is a predicted model, not a curated record. NCBI's taxonomy places the organism in Eukaryota, Metazoa, Arthropoda, Insecta, Diptera, Tephritidae.